AUGGUUUCCACAUGGCCCGAUAUCUCUCAUCUUGCGAUAACAAAGCCGGAGCUGAUCGGAGUCCUACAACAAAUGGGUCCUCAAGUCAAGUGGCCUCCUAAGAUGAAGGCCUCGAAGGUUAACCGAAACCCCAAGCGAUGGUGCGAGUUCCAUAGUGAUCAUGGCCACACUACAGAGGAUUGUAUAGCCCUGAAGAUAGAAGUCGCCGAGCUUCUAAAGAAAGGCCACCUGAGAGAGUUCCUCUCGGAUAAGGCCAAGAACCUUCUAAAUAAAGAAGGUCCUGGUCUUCCUACCGAAGCGGCUCCCGCGUUGCCACAACAACAAGACCGGGUGAUCCAUGUCAUCUCAGGCAGAUCAGAAGUAAGCGGAAUCAGCAGUGCUGCUGCCAAGAGAAGCACUCGCAACGCCAGAAACAGUCAAGAAGCCGAGGGUCCUAAGCGCUUACUCCUAGGAACAGAUGAGAUCAGCUUCACCGCAAGGGAGCAGGAGAGGGUCCUAGCUCCUCACCACGACUCCCUUGUUAUUUCACUUACCAUAGCGAACUGCUUGGUCAAGCGAAUACUGGUGGACAAUGGGAGAUCUAGUAACAUUAUCUUCCACUCAGCCUACGCCAAUCUAGGGUUAGAACCUAAGGCCCUAACGAGAAAAGCGACCCCUCUUGUAGGCUUCAGCGGAGAAGUAAAGCAAACCUUAGGAGAGGUCCUUCUCCCAGUAUACGCCGAGGGGAUAAACCAGGCCACGAAGUUCCUAGUCGUCGACUGCCUUUCAUCGUAUAACGUGAUACUAGGAAGGCCUUGGAUCCACGACAUGGGAGCCGUACCUUCGACUCUGCAUCAACUGGUUAAAUUUCCAACUCCCCGGGGCAUUAAGGCGGUCAAGGGAGAUCAGGAAAAUGCCAGGUCUUGCUACCAGACUACCCUGAAGGGAUAG
Messenger RNA from Raphanus sativus (radish), 930 nucleotides. RefSeq lists its product as uncharacterized. The transcript has a single exon. The record is from RefSeq and is a predicted model, not a curated record. The coding region runs from base 1 to 930 and encodes 309 amino acids. NCBI's taxonomy places the organism in Eukaryota, Viridiplantae, Streptophyta, Magnoliopsida, Brassicales, Brassicaceae.